Molecule: messenger RNA, 2223 nt
Organism: Engraulis encrasicolus (European anchovy)
Lineage: Eukaryota; Metazoa; Chordata; Actinopteri; Clupeiformes; Engraulidae
Gene: slc38a9
Product: solute carrier family 38 member 9
Exons: 14
Coding region: 185-1825 (546 amino acids)
Biological process (GO): amino acid transmembrane transport
Molecular function (GO): L-amino acid transmembrane transporter activity
Source: RefSeq, a predicted model, not a curated record
GGGGACCAGUACAUGUUGAUGUCACUCUAGUCUGUCUCCACAACGUGCACCACUGUCCCUUAGGGAGCAGAGCAGGGCAGAGCACUGAGCAGUCGAGGUGGAUGGGGUCUUCUUAAGAGUCCCCUCUUUGUCAUUUAUAGGGUAUUGAUUCACAUGAGGGGACGCCAGACGCACUCUUGAAGACAUGGAGGACGACAACAGACCACUACUGGGGGGUUCAUCAGAUUCCCUGGAGCCAAGAGUGAGAAGGCCUUUUUACGUGGAGCCGAGGAACAUUGUGGAUGACGCCACUCCGGAGCGCGUGUCCUCAGAAGCAGCCAUCCUCAGCAGCAGGAUACACUACUACGGCCGCCUCACAGGCUCCUCCGACAGACUACUGGCUCCUCCAGACCAUGUGAUCCCCCCACCUGAGGACAUCUACGUUUACAGCCCGCUUGGGACGGCAUUCAAAGUGCAGAGCAAAGAUGGCUCGCACAAAAACCCCAGCAUCGUCACCAUAUUUGCUAUAUGGAACACCAUGAUGGGCACAUCAAUACUGAGCAUUCCAUGGGGAAUCAAGCAGGCAGGAUUCACACUGGGGAUUAUCAUCAUCAUCGCAAUGGGCUUCCUCACCUUAUACUGCUGUUUAAGGGUGCUCAAGUCAACCAAAGCUAUACCAUAUGUGGAUACUUCCGACUGGGAGUUCCCUGAUGUGUGUCGGUAUUAUUUCGGGGCAUUUGGGAAGUGGUCGAGUCUGAUCUUCUCGUUGGUCUCCCUGGUUGGUGCCAUGGUGGUCUACUGGGUACUCAUGUCCAACUUCCUCUUCAACGCCGGCAAAUUCAUCUUCAACUACGUUCAUCAUUUGAACAUGACAGAUACAGAUUUUGGAACAAACGGUUCUGAAAGAGUCAUCUGUCCGUUUCCUGACACGGAUCAUGGCAGCAACCUGAGCGUGGCUGUGACUGUGACGGGCAGUGGGAACAGCACGGCGGAGGUGUUUGACCACUGGUGGAGUAAGACCAACACCAUCCCCUUCUACCUCAUCCUGCUGCUCUUCCCCCUCCUCAACUUCAAAUCGGCGUCCUUCUUUGCCAGGUUCACCUUCCUGGGCACAGCGUCUGUGAUCUAUCUUAUCGUCCUGGUAACGGUCAAAUCCUUUCGCCUGGGCUUCCACCUGGAAUUCCACUGGUUCGAGCCAUCCAAGUCUUUUGUUCCAGAGUUCAGGCUGCUCUUCCCCCAGCUGACUGGCAUUCUGACUCUCGCCUUCUUCAUCCACAACUGCAUCAUCACCCUCAUGAAGAGCAACAAGCACCAGGAGAAGAACGUGCGAGACCUGUCUGUGGCCUAUCUCCUGGUGGGCCUGACUUACCUGUAUGUGGGAGUACUCAUCUUUGCAUCGUUUCCAUCGCCAGAACUCUCCAAGGAGUGCAUUGAAGCAAACUUCCUGGAUAAUUUCCCCAGCAGUGACGUGUGGGUGUUUGUGGCGCGCACAUUCCUGCUCUUCCAGAUGACCACUGUCUACCCGUUGCUAGGAUACCUGGUCCGCGUGCAGGUCAUGAGCCAGAUCUUUGGCAGCAACUAUCCAGGAUUCUUCCACGUGUUUGUGCUCAACUGCUUCAUCGUUGGCGCUGGUGUCACCAUGGCCAAGUUCUACCCUAAUAUCGGAUCCAUUAUAAGGUACUCUGGUGCGACGUGUGGCCUGGCGCUGGUGUUUGUCUUCCCCUCCAUGAUCCACAUGAUCGGCCUGAAGCGGCGCGGGGAGCUGCGCUGGUACUCUGUCCUGGCGCACGGCCUCAUCAUCCUACUGGGCCUGGCCAACGUGGCUGGACAGUUCAUAGAGAUGUAGAACACCGCCCACCCUCAUCUCUUCCUCUGUGGAACACACAGGGGCAGGCUGGGAAAUGCAGUCCUGCUUGCUCCUCUUUCUGCCUUGACUGGCUGGAGAAGAACUAUUAGUGAUCCCUGGGGGAAAUGCAGAGCAGCCAGAAUCCUUCUGAUGCCUUUUGUUUUAUUUUAUCAACUUUAAUCAACCUUGGAGGCACAAGAGUGGGUAAAACUUUUAAAGUUUUAUUGUUUUAGCGAUACGUUUUAAUUUUAUUUUAAUUACAGAAGCUACAAGGCACAGUCAUGAAACGGUUCUCCCCCUCCAAAUGCUGACAAAUGAAAACGACUUCUAGUUUGGUUCUUGUGACGGGGACAUUUAUAUUAUACAAACACUGCAAUGCUUUGAUGGGCACUGUAGAA